CACUAUUUCUCACAGUGCUGCGAUUGGGGCCUGGCUCCGUCUGAGACUGCAGCUGGCUUUAAUGGUCAUUCAUUCAGUCGGUUGUUGUCGUCUUGAAGUGACGGAUAGAGGAGCAUAUGCGGUGACGCCUGCGCAAAUAGAAGCCCAGAUGUACAGUGUGUGGGACAAUGUUGCCAAAUACACGCCUGGGUGCUUAAUGAAAACGCUUUCGAGGCAGAGUUAUUUCUUUGCGCGUAUUUCUUUCUUUGCUUCGACAGCAGCUACGAAUUGAGUUCUCAACUGAAUCGCAAACUGGGCGGUUCCAAACCCCCAUCCAUCCUUUGUGUGUGUGAGUGGGGUGAAUAACAUAAAACAGGCGGCAGACCCAUAACAGCGAACGGAGAAAUCAUAGAAUAAACAAUUCCAUUUCGGGCUGGUCAGCUGGGAGGAAGUUCUGUUCUGGCCCUGCGCUGCUGGUGUUUUGUGUUGCGGCAGUGGUUGUGGGGUGACGGCUAAGUGGGUGUGGGAUGUGUGUGCUCAGAAAAAAGCAGAGUCUAUUAUCUAUCCGAAAAGUUCUGACGCGUUGCGACCGCUGAGCGUCGGCUACUCAAUUUGUGAUUCCCAACGAUCUUUAGCAUUGAAAUGGGUUACGUUAUUAUCACCAGCGCUAGUUUGACAUGGUUCCUGUGCUCCCUAGUGGCGGAUAUGUUAUUUGCGGUGGCCCUGGUCACACCCAAGUGGCUGGUGGGCCCUGCCCAAGGCUUUAACUCCAGUCAUUAUCGCUACUCCUCGGUGGGCAUCUACACGCGCUGCAAGUUGGUGAACGAAGGUGGGUUCCAUUGCGGCCGAUUCGAUCUGGAUGGACUUGCCACGGAUAGCAGUGUUUACCCCGGGGAAUGGAAGGCGGCCAUGUUUUUUCUCUCGUUGGGAUUCAGUCUGCUGUCGGUGACUGUUCUACUGACCUUGCUCACCUGCUGUCGUCAGUCAGCCUGUGGGAAAAGCAUCCACAACAUGAUAGCAUGUGCUCAAGUAGUGGCUGGAAUAUGUGUAAUGAUGGCUCUCUUCCUGCAUCCAAUAGGCUGGCGUGCUGCCCGGGUUCAACGUCUGUGCGGUCCGGAUGCAGAACCUUUCUAUCUCGCCGACUGCACCAUAGGAGUUUCCGUCUAUUGUGGAAUCAUCGGCGUUCUUCUGGCGUUCUGCGCCGCCGGCAUCAGCCUCAAGGCAGAGGCUUCCAACAUGCGCUCCCGUGUCCGCCGAUGUGUAGAGACGGGCAGAAAAUUUGUUUGCAUUCCUUAGCUUCAUCCGUAUAUAAUAAGGACAAUCCCUGAUUUAAAGAGACCAUACAUUACUUCAUUUUCGAAUUAAUUUUAACAUAAACAUAAAAAGUUCUAAC
This is a messenger RNA of Drosophila eugracilis, 1372 nucleotides long. Its product is annotated as LHFPL tetraspan subfamily member 2a protein. The transcript is spliced from 3 exons. Bases 622 to 1275 code for a protein of 217 amino acids. Gene Ontology annotation, cellular component: membrane. The record is from RefSeq and is a predicted model, not a curated record. Lineage: Eukaryota; Metazoa; Arthropoda; Insecta; Diptera; Drosophilidae.